CUCCUGCACCUCUGCAGCCGAGAAGGAGAUGGGAGGAGCAGAACAAAGGGAGAAGCAAUACCGAGCCCACCCAGGCUUUGGGGACCGCCGCGGUGGGGUCAUCAGUGCCCGCACUUACUUCUAUGCUGAUGAGGCCAAGUGUGACCAGCACAUGGAGACCUUUCUCCGCUGCAUCGAUGCCUCAAGUGGCAGCUCUGAGGAUGGCUUCUCAGCCAUCAAGCUGACAGCACUGGGCAGACCUCAGUUCCUGCUGCAGUUCUCAGAGGUGCUGGUCAAGUGGCGGAGGUUCUUCCACCAGAUGGCCGCGGAGCAGGGCCAGGCUGGGCGAGCAGCACUGGAGAUGCGGCUGGAGGCAGAGAAGCUGCGGGAGGCUUUGGCCAACCUUGGCAUCGCAACCAAGGCAGAGACCCAGCGCUGGUUCACCGGCGAGAACCUGGGCAUAAGCGGAGCCACUGAGACAGGCGUGAGGCUGAUGGUGGAUGCGGAGCAGAGCUACUUCCAGCCCGCCAUCAGCCGCCUCACCCUGGAGAUGCAGCGCCGCUUCAACAGGGACCAGGCCAUCAUCUUCAACACUUACCAGUGCUACCUGAAGGAGGCUUAUGACAACAUGACAGUGGACGUGGAGCUGUCACGCCGGGAGGGCUGGCACUUUGGCACCAAGCUUGUCCGUGGCGCCUACAUGGAGCAGGAGCGGGAGCGGGCGGCCCAGAUCGGCUAUGAGGAUCCCAUCAAUCCCACCUAUGACAAGACCAACGAGAUGUACCACAGGUGCCUGGACUAUAUCCUGGAGGAGAUCAAGCACAGCAGGAAAGCCAGUGUGAUGGUGGCAUCUCACAAUGAGGACACAGUGAAGUUCACCCUGUGCAGGAUGACGGAGCUUGGCAUCCACCCCUCGGAGAAGAAGGUGUACUUUGGGCAGCUGCUGGGCAUGUGCGACCAGAUCACCUUCCCCUUGGGUCAGGCUGGUUUUCCCGUCUACAAGUACAUGCCCUAUGGCCCGGUGCAGGAGGUGCUGCCCUACCUGUCCCGCAGGGCCCAGGAGAACAGGGGCUUCAUGGAGCGAGCAAACCGGGAGCGGGACCUUCUCUGGAGGGAGGUCAAGCGGCGGCUUCUCACUGGCACCUUCUUUAGCUCCAGACACUAA
This is a messenger RNA of Nestor notabilis (Kea), 1144 nucleotides long. RefSeq names its product proline dehydrogenase 1, mitochondrial-like. NCBI's taxonomy places the organism in Eukaryota, Metazoa, Chordata, Aves, Psittaciformes, Psittacidae. The transcript is spliced from 10 exons. Gene Ontology annotation, cellular component: mitochondrion. The annotation marks the transcript as partial. Gene Ontology annotation, molecular function: FAD binding; proline dehydrogenase activity. The record is from RefSeq and is a predicted model, not a curated record.